Molecule: messenger RNA, 1531 nt
Organism: Polychytrium aggregatum
Lineage: Eukaryota; Fungi; Chytridiomycota; Chytridiomycetes; Polychytriales
Product: CRAL-TRIO domain-containing protein
Exons: 8
Coding region: 98-1348 (416 amino acids)
Source: RefSeq, a predicted model, not a curated record
GUGUCUCGGUGCUGCUUCUAAGCUCCCUGAAACCCGGUCCUGCUGGUAUUCCCGAAGCACCGCCAUUCCCUGUUCCCUUUGAACUGAUACUGUCGCCAUGACCGCCAAAGACCCUGGACACUUGGAGAACCUCUCGGAUGAGCAGCAGCAGGCUCUGCGGCAGAUGUGGGCCCAGCUCUUCGACGCCCUCGAGAAGGCCUCGGCACACAACAGCGAAACCUCGACCCAGGAGAUCGCCGAGGAUGCCAAGCUCGAAGCGGCCGAGGCCAAGGCUCCCAAGAGCUUGAUAGCGAGUGUGUUCCGGUCUCGUCGCAACGACGACUCUUCCCGCUCAGGCACCUCAGGGCGAUCCAAGAGCACAACGAGAAAGGCCGACGAAGUCGACUCGUUUCCUGUUCCCAAGGCCACGCUGCUCGAGGAGCUCUUUCUGCUCGUGGCCUACGACAACCCCGACGCCAUGGUGCUCCGUUUCCUGCGUGCCCGCAAGUGGGACGUUGACGCUGCCAUCGCCAUGCUGAUGCAAUGCAUCCGCUGGCGGAUCGAGUUUGGCGUGCGCUCGAUCAUGGAGGGCGGCGAGAGCCUCGUUUCCGUGACCGAGCUGAGCGCCGGAAAGGGAUAUUUCCGUGGAUACGACAUGAAGGAUCGACCUUGCGUGUUUGUGCGGCCUCGGCUGCAUAUGAAGGACGACUGCGACCUCGCCGCACUGGAGAAGUUUGUGGUGCUGACAAUCGAGUCUGGACGAAACAUGCUCAAGUAUCCCGUCGAGACGAUCUGCCUGGUCUUUGACAUGACGGAUUUCGGCCUGAGAAACAUGGACUACAAGCUUGCCAAGUUCAUGACCUCCUGCCUGGAGGCCUACUAUCCCGAGUCGCUCGGAGUGGCGCUGAUUGUGAAUGCCCCCUGGAUAUUCAACGGUUGCUGGACUAUCAUCCAGCCAUGGCUUGAUCCCGUCGUUGCGUCCAAGAUCCACUUUGUCAAGGCUGCCGAGCUGGCCGAUUACAUUCCGCUGAGCAACUUGCCCGCCGACCUCGACGGCCAAGACGACUAUGUGUUUGCAUACGUUCCCGCGAGCGAGAGUGAACUCAAGACCGUGCAAGAGCUUCGUGCGGACACGAGCACCAAGGCCCUGCGACACCAGGAGUGGAUGAUGGAUAUUCAUGCAUUCAUGAAGAUCACGCAAGAAUGGAGUGCCUCGACCCAGGAGGACACAGUCAAGAGUCUAAGUGUCGAACGAAGUCUGGCCUCGGAGCGAGUCCGGAUGACAUUCACGGCCCUUGUUCCGUUCAUCAGGUCCAAGACGUACCUCCACCGCACCGGCACUGUCCACGAGGCCGGGAUCACAUAUUGAUACUGUGGGAACGGGCUGCUGUCACGAAUACAAGGCUUGUCCAAAACGAAGCGAAGCGCCCUGUUUGAGCCAGGGCAGUUGCUUCUCUGGGCCCCGAAUACACAUCCAUUCAUUCGUCCUCCAUGACCUAGUGCAUUCAUGGUGCCUGGAGGCCAAGUGGCUCGUUCGACCCGAUCAUCUCGA